Arabidopsis arenosa is the source of this 807-nucleotide messenger RNA. The record is from the annotation of a GenBank genome assembly. Lineage: Eukaryota; Viridiplantae; Streptophyta; Magnoliopsida; Brassicales; Brassicaceae.
ACUCAUCUCUCUUCAAAACCAAAUCCUCAAAGCAGUUGAUUCUUUCUCUCCCACAAGUCAUCAAGAUCCUACUCUUCUUGAUAUGGCUGAGGUUUUGCGUCCGGAGAUGUUAGAUAUCUCUAACGACACUUCUUCUUUAGCAUCACCGGAGCUUCUUCAUGUUCUUGCCGUUGAUGAUAGCAUGGUUGAUCGGAAGUUCAUCGAACGGUUGCUUAGAGUCUCUUCUUGUAAAGUUACUGUUGUCGAUAGUGCGACAAGAGCUUUACAAUAUCUUGGAUUAGAUGGAGAGAAUAGUUCGGUUGGAUUUGAGGAUCUGAAGAUUAAUUUGAUAAUGACGGAUUACUCUAUGCCUGGGAUGACUGGAUAUGAACUACUGAAGAAGAUCAAAGAAUCAUCAGCUUUCAGAGAAAUACCAGUGGUGAUUAUGUCUUCAGAGAACAUCUUGCCUCGUAUCGAUAGAUGUCUUGAAGAAGGAGCUGAAGAUUUCUUAUUGAAGCCUGUGAAAUUAGCUGAUGUGAAGAGAUUAAGAGAUUCUUUAAUGAAAGCUGAAGAAAGAGCUUUUAAGAAUAUGAUGCACAAGAGAGAGCUCGAAGCUAAUGAUAUCUACUCGCAGCUAAAACGUGCAAAGAUCUGAGUUUAUCAUAUUCCACGAUAUGAUCUUUAGAAGCUCAAAGAUUCACACACAUGCAUGUCCUGAUUCUUCCGGCUUAAAUUUUUUGAGACAUUACAACGUUUUUGCUGAUAGAACGAGUAAGGACUAAAGAGUGAAAAAGAUGGGUUUUCUUAAAAUAGAAAUGUAAAUUGUAG